AUGCCCACGUUGCGCCUCGCCAAGACGCUGUGGGGCGUGCCUGAGGCGGACGAUCCAGACCUGUGGGACGAGCUCUUCGCCCGCAUCAAGGCGGAGGGCUUUGACGGCGUCGAGGCCAUCACGCUCACGUGGAGGACGGACCGCGACCGCUUCGUCUCUUUGCUAAAGAAGCACGGACUGCAGCUGAUCUGCCAGAUACACACCUCGGGCGGCGAUCUCGAUCCGGCGACGGGCUACGUCUACUGCAGCUCCAACAAGCUGCACGACCACCUCGCCUCGUUUGUCAAGCUGACGGCCGAAGCGAAGGCGCUCGGCGCGGUGCUUAUCAACAGCCACUCUGGGCACGACUCGUGGGGCUCCGGCGACAAGGCGGUGGCCUUCUUCAAGCACGCGCUCUUGGUCGAGGCCCAGCUCGGAGUCCCGGUCGUGCACGAGACCCACCGGCAACGGCUGCUCUACUCGCCCUACACCGCGGCCGAGCUCCUCUCGAAGCCCGAGCUCGCCGCGCUCAAGGUGAACGCCGACCUCUCGCACUGGUGCUGCGUGUGCGAGAAGGUCUUUGACGCCGCCGACCCGCGCGACGACUGGUGGCCCGCCACGCUGCGCCUCGUCGCCGAGCACUGCGAGUUUGUCCACGCGCGGGUCGGCCACGCGGAGGGACCGCAGGUGUCCGACCCCUCGGCGCCCGAGUUUGCGGCCGAGGUCAGCGCGCACGCCUCGUGGUGGCGGACGAUCUGGGCGGCGCAGGCGGCCCGCCACCCUUCCGACGACGCCGCCGUGUGGGCGGAGCCAGAGCACGGCCCUCCGCCCUACCUGCAGACCCUGCCCUUCUCGCAGCAGCCAGUCGCGGACCUGUGGGAGGUGAACGCGCGCAUGGCGCAGCGCGUGCGCACCGAGCACGCGGCGGCGAUGCGCGAGGCCGCCGCAUCCACCGCGGCGCCGCCCGCGCCGCCGCCAUCCGGUCCCGACUUCAUCGCGGGCGGCGACGCGGGGCGGUGGGGGAUGAGCAGCUACAUGGGGCCAAAGGAUGGGUACGUCUUCAGGGAGCAAGGGCCGCGCGGCGCAGGCUACUACCGCGAGGGCACCGCCGCGGCACGGGCCGGUUCCGACGCGCCCGCCGGGCCCGAGCCCGCCAAGCCGGCACCGUCCGUCGGCCGCGACGGCUCGCUCCUCCGCGCAGCGAUGGACGAGAACCCGGACGUUGCAGACAAGCUGGCGAGCAUGAUGGGAGGGGCCGUCCCGCCGGUGGCGCCGCCCGCGGGUGAGGACGAGGCGGCCGCUGCCGCCUCCGCCGAGAAGCUGCGUGCCGUCGACGAGGAGGGGGUGGCGGUGGGCGCAAGGCUGGCGGCGCAGCAGCGCGAGGGGGCCGUCGAGUUUGCGUGCGCGUCUGCGUCGGCUCCGGGAGGCGACCUCUCGCUGCUCGAGCGGUGCGUGGGCAAGAUGAACCUGGGCAGCGCGAGCGGUGGCGGUGGCGCGGCCGAGGUGGCCAAGAUGGUCUUCUCCGCCGGCGCUGAGCAGCUCUCUCUCGUCACGCACGUCCCGGAGAGCAAGAGGCGUGGCGUGGACGCCGCCGCCUGGACGCGUGCGGUGCUGGCUGCGAUCGGAGGGAAGGUGAUGUGCUCAGCGCCGCAGCCGGCACCGCUCGGCGGCGGCUCGAUUGUGCUGGCCGCGGUGAGUGCGGAUGGCGGCGAGCACGAGCCCGAUGCCGACAUGGCGCUCGGUUUGGCGGCCGCAGCGCGCUUUCUGGAGGAGGACACUCCUGCGUGA
Messenger RNA from Emiliania huxleyi CCMP1516, 1767 nucleotides. Its product is annotated as xylose isomerase domain protein TIM barrel. The transcript is spliced from 3 exons. NCBI's taxonomy places the organism in Eukaryota, Haptophyta, Isochrysidales, Noelaerhabdaceae. The coding region runs from base 1 to 1767 and encodes 588 amino acids. The record is from RefSeq and is a predicted model, not a curated record.